AGAGAGGACUGCGCGCUGAGGCGGUGGAGACGUGUCACUUUCUUUGCGUGCGCGCGCGCUCGGGCGCGCAGCGGGAUUAUCAUUACGCACGUUAUGCGGAGCGCUGUUUGGGUGAUGCGUUUAGUGGAGAGGGUUAGGGGAGCUGUGAGCGUCAAACCGGAUAGUCAGCGACAGAAUCAGCACAAUAACCGGAGAGGGAAAGAUGCGGGGGGAUAUUGACUCGUUUUCAGUCGGAGAAGAUGCGCACCACUGAACAAAGGAUUUAGUUUUUAGCGUUUUUUAUGUAACGAAACGGAAUCUCCCUUGUAUUUCAACCCUGACACCAUCAGCCGUUAGGAUCAAUGUCCGUUUGGCUCUAACGGGCUGAAUCUCCGCUGCUUUGGAGUCCAUGUGGAGCGACAGGAGCGUCAAACGCAGCAGGCUGAGCUCAGUCCGAAAUGUGACAUUUUUUAACUAAUACUCAGCACCCCCAUUUAAGCUUGCGACUGUGAACCCCCCAAUACCAGAUCACCUCUGUUUACAAAGAUCAAGAUAUGGCGUUCCCACCUGUGCUCCUCCUGCUGCUGGCUGUUGCUCAUCAUGUCUGUGGCCAGAAUCCGAUUGACUCCGAGGCUCUGCCGAGAGGCUGUGGCUGGGGCCUUGUGCGGCCCUACACUCUCCUCUGUGACCUGGAAUCCAUUUGGGGCGUAGCCGUUGAAUCUGUGGCUGCCGGUGGGACGCUGGCAGCCAUUCUACUUGCACUGGUCCUGCUGUGUCGUCUGCGCCACAUAAGCCAAGCGGAGAAGCGCAGUGGUGUCGGACCCAUCCUCCUUCUGCUCUUGGGCAUCCUUGGCUUGUUUGGCCUCAGUUUUGCUUACCUAAUCGAGCAAGAUGAGUCUCUUUGUCUGAUUCGCAGGGCUUUAUGGGGUCUUCUUUUUGCUGUCUGCUUCUCCUGCCUGUUGGUUCAGGGGAUUCGGCUGCACAGGCUGGGUCGAGAGCGCCGAAGCCCCGGCGGAUGUGCUUUAACAAGCUUGGCAUUAGGUUUGAGUGCUGUGCAGGGUAUCAUUGCUGCUGAGUGGCUACUACUGACAGUGCUGAGAGAAGGGACAGCUGCCUGUCAGUACCAGCCUUUGGACUUCUCGUUAGCCUGCAGUUACGUUCUAGCCCUGCUUCUUGCUGCCUUUACUGCAGCCUCCUUGGCCCUAUGUGGGAAAACCCGUCAGUGGCGCUGUAAUGCUGUUUGGCUGCUGGUGACCUGCCUGCUGUCUUUGCUGCUGUGGGUGGCCUGGGUGGGCUUCUACUUGUAUGGUAACGAAUGGCUGGGCAAGUCCCCAGAGUGGAACGACCCAGCACUUGCAAUUGCCUUGGUGGCCCAGGGCUGGCUCCUGCUAAUCUUCCAUGCCAUUCCUGAAUCCCACAUCUGCUUAAGACCCCCACCACAACCAACUGCUCCAGAUUACUUUGACACAUCCCAAAACUCAACACGGAUGAGGGAGACAAGCUUUGAUGAAGAUAUCCCUCUGUCUCACCGGCAGUUUGUGGAGAACCAGGGCUACGGAUACAACGACGAGAACACAGCAGGCUUAAGGAGUGCAGGCAGCACCACCCAACACAACAGUAACACCGGCGCCAGGCCCAGUGCUCCCUUCCGCAGCAAUGUCUACCAGCCUACAGAAAUGACCAUGAUCCUGAACGGGGGAGCGGUGAGUACUUCUUCCCAGUCACAGGUGCCAUCCGCUCCUCCCACCUACACGGGGCGGCAGCUGUGGUGAGCGACAAGAUGAGGAUAUUUGAAGGAAAAUGGAGGAAGAGGAUGGAGUAGGGAGGAAGGGCUCCAGGAUAGCAGAAGGGGGGAGUAGGCAUCUUUAAGGACUGGACUUUUGGCUCGUAUGCCUACGGGGCUCUUUUCUGUACAGACUUUAUCACUGACUGUGUGCCAAACAAUUAUAGAAUGAAUGUGAGUGAUACUAAGGGAGGGCAGCAUGUGGAGGGCAGAGCUAAAACCUUUCUAGAAUAUAAGUACUUAUGGAAGACUUGCAAAAAUGUGGAGAGUCCAGUAUGCCAGUGGCCAAAAAGAACACUAAAUUAUAUAGAAUUAUUGCCAUAGUCAUACAGUAUCUCUCUUUUUUAUAUAAUUUGUUUCUCUGAAACUCCAGCAAGCCUCCUUGAAAACUGUGAAAGCAAACUCUUUAUUCUGUUCUAGUUCCUCGUCCUGUCACGUGUGAUGUGUUUUCUGCUUUACGGUGCUGGCAUUGAAGCAGAAACCUUUAACUCUGUCCUCCAUUCAUUCACACUGUAAGGGUUGAACCAGAGUGUCGCUCUCUUAAAAAAAUAUAUACUUCCCCUUCUGUUGGUGUCUAUAUACGGGAAUGAGUGUGUUUAUGUAUUCAUUAGAACUCUCACAAUCCCACCAAGCCUCCUCCUUUGGACUGUUAGCCCUGGCCUUUCCCCCUCCUCUUCCUUGCACUCCGACCAAAACACAUAACUGUCCUCACCUUGCUCCAUCAUCCCAUUUGCAUGGACACAUUGCAAAAACCAACUGUGAAACUCUGAAUAGGCAGAGAUGGACAGAAAGUAAGCACAGAAAAAAAAAGUACAUCUGGAGGACUUGAACUCAUCAUGCAACCAUUAAAGCCCUGCAAGAGGUUUAAAAGAUGCAAAGUGGAUGAUGAUAGGACAAGAAAGGCGUUAGUCGUCAGCACGGGAGGUGUGGCUUUUGGAAUCUGGGUCAAACCACUUCACUCUCCCCGCAUCUCCGGUGGCCAGUGGCGGAUGGAGGCAGCCAGGAGAAACCGUCACAUUAGAUCAGCAGGAAGCGAAGUGAGGAAAUGAAUCAGCCUCCUGCUUCCAGUUCCUCUGUGUGUGUUUGUGUGCAAAUAGCAUUUGAGUUUUGUGAUUUUGUGAGGGCUCACAAGUUCUUUUUCUGGUGCUUAAAAUGUUCACAGUGAGGUAUAGAAGUGGCAGAAACAAUGCCGGUGUGGAUGCGUCAAAGUCCAAGUGACAGACUAUAUUUGGAGCGGCUGCUGCUGUGUGAUCUUCUGGAGUCUCAGAGAGAUCCGGUUUACACUGUGGGGUGGAAAAAGGAGAAUCAAAUGCAGGAGAGGUAGAUGCAGAAGGGGGGGCAUAUAGAGAGGAGUGGUGUUAGGACCGGAUCUUCUUCAGUCACUCUGCAAUCUAUAUGAAAAAAGAGCCUUCCAAUCUCCAUGUGUGCAUGAUAUGGAAGAUUAUCCUCCUCCUCACCUUCCUCCUGUCUCUCAAAGCUUAAGUCCCUAUGCCAAGAAUGACUCCAUGUUUCAUGGAGUCUAUAUUUUACACAUUUUCCCUUCAUUGUGGCACCAGCUCUCUGGUUCACCUGAGAAACUGUGUAAAUAGUAGUGCUGUAAAGCUUUGCUUGCCUGUUUAUAUUGUUUUUCUCUUUCUUUUUAUUUUAACGCUAGUCUAAUUAUAAAGACACCAGUCAUGCACUGGAGAAGUGAUUUAAUUCUGGAUUAACUUGCUUGCUUUGUGUUCAUGCUCUGCCUUUUUAAUAUGCAUUUAUUUUUCUCUUGCUUGUUUCUUUUUUUUUUUUUUUAGAUAGAGUUCUGAAAAUGUUUUUGCCAACACUAGAUGUGAUUUUAUUUUUGUUUGGCUAUUGUUCAUGGAUAUUUUGCAUUUCUUUUAAAGGGAUUUACAUUGGCUGUACCUACUGAUCACUGCUUUUAUUUUUAUUUUUCCAGAAAAAUGACUAUAGCUGUGAAUAACUUUCGCACUUCAUGCAGUAAAUAAAAAAGACUAUUUCUAUGAUACUUAGAGCAGAGCAGAGUGGUUGGACCACAAUAACUCAUACAGAGCCUUGCAAAAGUAUUUUCAUCUCCCAUCCAUUUUUCAUAGUUUGUCACAAAGCAACCAUAAAUGUAUUACAUUUUAUUGUGAAACUGUAAUGUAUGACAAGCAGUGAGAAUUGAGAAGGGGGGAAGGCAGGGGAUAAAGAUUUUUUUUUAUAUAUUUAAUAAAAGAAUUACUAAAAUCUUUAACUGAUGGUGUAUUUAGGAUGAUGUGUAGAGUUAUGGUUAGUUUCCCACCACAUAGUAUUUUCCAUCUAGGCUAAAAAGCUCACUUUAGGUUAUAUCUGACCACACAUUUACAGCAUCCUCUACAUUGCCAGUGGCAAAAUACAAAAAAAUAUUUAUUUUAAGUGUCUUUUUUUUCUAUCAAGACUUUUCAAACAGAGUUGUGAAUCCUAACAUUUCCUCCAGAAUAUGCUAUUUUCUUAUAGCCUAAGAUUAAUAACUGAUCUUGCAGGUGUGUUCUUUUGUGGCCUUCAGAGAACAGCUAGUUUUAUAAUGACAUUAAAAUAACUACAUAAUUUGGAGGGAUUCUCUGCUGUUUUUUUUUUUGUUUUGUUUUUAAGAGAGGGAUAAUUAUGCAACAUCUUUAUUUGAAAAAUAAUUUGAAACCAUGUAUUGCUUUUCCAUGCCUUGCAGUUAUGCACCGCUUCUUGUGGAUCCAUACAAUCCCAAUAAAAUACAUAAAUAUUUAUGGUUGUAAUGUGACAAGGUUAAAAAGGUAGGCUAUAAAUACUUUUGCAAAGCCCGAUAAGAUCACCAAAAGCCAUGGUAGUGAUAUCUGAACUUGCAUCAGCCCUGAGCUAAAAAAAAGAUUAGGGGGUUAGCCCCCCCCGAAUGCUGCUGUAUGUUUAUGUCUCAAACUGUGGCUACUCUAAAACAGGACGGCUACUUGCAGGCCAGUUUCGUACCCAGACACAGCUUGUCCUCUCUGGCCCUGCUGUGUUCAGGCCCAUCCUGGUCAGAAACAGAUCAAUGCAAGAAGAAGUGUCCUCAGGGGUUUUCAUGGUCACCAGUACGUUUUGAUACUCUCAUCGAAGGACGGAUGUUUGAAUUCUUGUGAUGUUUUCACCAAGUGGAGUACAAAAAAAAGGAAGAAUAACAACCUGUUGUGACUUUGUAGAUUUUGCACUCGUCAACUACCUAUCUGUGCAUGCUUAAUCACCAUUUCUACAUAUAAGAUCUUUCUCAGACGUACUUUUAAAUAAUAACUAUUUAUGUAACAGUUAUGUGACAGCAAUCAUAAUUUCAGUGUAUAUCAAAAGAUAUUCUCUUUGGAAAACGCAAAAGUGAUUGUUGUAAAGCAAAGAGAAUAAAAUCAGAGGAUAGUCCAAUUUGUGAUUCUCCACAAAGGAAACAACAUGCCAUCUUCAGUGGACCUGGUUAGACUCUCCUUUGCUUGGGUUGAAGACUUGAUGGUUUUAAAAAAAAAGAGAAUAGUCUGAGUGAUAUUGUCUCAGUGUUACAAAUCAAGUAGACUGUGGUGAAAUUUGCACAAAACCUCUAUGUCAAGUUUGAUGUCCCUGGGCAGCCUAUCUGAACAACCCCGCCCUUCCCCCGGGCUUUCCUCACCCAACUCUUCUUGCCUUCAGACUGUCCCAGCAGGGCAGCUGACAGGAGCAGUAUUGGUUUUCACAGCUAUGACUGUGCAGUGAUGAGGCAUGCAUAUGUAUAGAAUCUUAAUUUU
This is a messenger RNA of Cyprinodon tularosa, 5490 nucleotides long. It is a transcript of the gene gprc5ba, whose product is annotated as G protein-coupled receptor, class C, group 5, member Ba. Gene Ontology annotation, molecular function: protein kinase activator activity; protein kinase binding; G protein-coupled receptor activity. The transcript is spliced from 4 exons. Gene Ontology annotation, biological process: G protein-coupled receptor signaling pathway. Gene Ontology annotation, cellular component: plasma membrane; intracellular membrane-bounded organelle; extracellular exosome. The record is from RefSeq and is a predicted model, not a curated record. Bases 534 to 1751 code for a protein of 405 amino acids. Lineage: Eukaryota; Metazoa; Chordata; Actinopteri; Cyprinodontiformes; Cyprinodontidae.